Messenger RNA from Panicum virgatum (switchgrass), 4605 nucleotides. Its product is annotated as tripeptidyl-peptidase 2. Gene Ontology annotation, biological process: proteolysis. The record is from RefSeq and is a predicted model, not a curated record. NCBI's taxonomy places the organism in Eukaryota, Viridiplantae, Streptophyta, Magnoliopsida, Poales, Poaceae. The coding region runs from base 660 to 4421 and encodes 1253 amino acids. Gene Ontology annotation, cellular component: cytosol. Gene Ontology annotation, molecular function: tripeptidyl-peptidase activity; serine-type endopeptidase activity. The transcript has 35 exons.
ACCGGCUGCCAGACUGCAACAGCCACCGGCGGCCGGCGCGGUCUCUCCAUUGUUGCUCCACAGCUCCAAUGCAGCAUUAUUCGUACCUCCACUCCAAAUCCCCACUCAUUACCUCAUCAUCGUUUUCAGAAGCAAAGCUUUCCACGCAGAUUCCACGAUUAAAUUGUACGAACGUUCAAAUUAAACACUCAAAUCCCGGAGACGUGAGGUGGCAGCACUAAUCAUGUGGCCGUCGCUACAUAAGCCAGUCGCCCACGCCCAGCUGCGUCUCCUCCUCGCAGUCUCCGCCUGCUCCGGUCCACUCCGCUUCGGCAACACCAGCGCAGUUGCGGCGGCGGUUACGACCCGAGGCCCGAGCCCAAGCAGGGGCGUCGCGACCACCGCGAUGCCUUCGUCGUCCUCCUCGCCGCCGCCGCCAAUCGAGGAGACGACCGCCGCCGCCGCCUCCCCCGCGGGUGGGUUCCGCCUCACCGAGCCCUCCUUCCUCGAGUCGCUGAUGCCGAAGAAGGAGAUCGGCGUCGACCGCUUCCUCGCCGCGCACCCCGAGUACGAUGGGCGCGGCGCGCUCAUCGCCAUCUUCGUUGACUUUCACUUCACACGAGACUGGAAGCUGGUGUUCGCGGACGCCGAGGAAGUAGGAUUGAGGUGUUCGGCGCGACAUGUUGAGGGUGAUUCUAGGAAUGCCGCGCUACUACCAUACGGCAUGUCGCCAACUGAAGGAUUCCGGAGUUGAUCCAGCUGCUGCUGGGUUGCAGACUACUUCAGAUGGAAAGCCUAAAAUCCUUGACGUUAUUGAUUGCACCGGUAGUGGCGAUGUUGACACAUCCAAAGUGGUGAAAGCUGAUGCUGAUGGUGCUAUAGUUGGUGCUUCAGGUGCUCGUUUGGUUGUAAACUCCUCGUGGAAGAACCCUUCUCAAGAGUGGCAUGUUGGCUGUAAAUUAAUAUAUGAACUGUUUACUGGUACACUUACAUCUCGAUUGAAGAAAGAAAGAAAGAAGAAAUGGGAUGAGGAAAACCAGGAAGCAAUUUCUGAUGCUCUGAAGCAGCUAAAUGAAUUUGAAAAGAAACACACUAAGCCUGAUGACACCGCGCUGAAGAAGGCUCAUGAAGACCUGCAAAGCAGACUUGAUUACCUGAGGAAACAAGCUGAAGGUUACGAUGACAAGGGACCUGUGAUUGAUAUUGUUGCAUGGCAUGAUGGUGAUGUAUGGAGGGUUGCUGUUGAUACCCAGACCCUUGAGGGUAACAAUAAUGGUGGAAAACUAGCAGACUUUGUUCCGUUGACAAAUUACAGGCUUGAACGGAAAUAUGCAAUUUUUAGCAAAUUAGAUGCUUGCUCUUUUGUAGCAAACAUUUAUGAUAAUGGGAACCUUGUUAGUAUAGUAACUGACUGCUCUCCGCAUGCUACUCACGUCGCAGGCAUUGCUGCUGCAUUUCAUGCAGAUGAACCUUUGCUUAAUGGAGUUGCACCUGGAGCACAAUUGAUUUCCUGUAAGAUUGGAGACACCCGCUUAGGAUCAAUGGAGACAGGAACAGGUCUGGUUAGGGCCUUGAUAGCUGCUGUAGAGCACAAGUGUGAUUUGAUUAAUAUGAGCUAUGGAGAGCCUACCCUUCUUCCCGACUAUGGAAGAUUCAUUGAUCUUUCUAAUGAGGUAGUGAACAAGCAUCGUAUUAUAUUCAUUGGUAGUGCCGGAAACAAUGGACCUGCUUUAAACACUGUUGGUGCUCCUGGUGGGACUAGUACAAGCAUAAUUGGUGUUGGUGCCUAUGUUUCACCAGCUAUGGCUGCUGGAGCUCACUGUGUUGUACAGCCACCAGUUGAGGGGAUGGAAUACACCUGGUCUAGCCGAGGCCCUACUGCUGAUGGGGAUCUUGGUGUCUCCAUUAGUGCACCUGGUGGGGCAGUUGCUCCUGUACCAACUUGGACGCUUCAAUCUCGCAUGCUCAUGAAUGGCACUUCCAUGGCAUCUCCUUCUGCCUGUGGUGGGGUAGCUCUUCUUGUUAGUGGCAUGAAGGCCGAAGGCAUUCCAUUAAGCCCUUAUUCUGUAAGAAAAGCAAUUGAGAAUACAGCUGCAUCUAUAAGUCACGCACCUGAGGAGAAACUGACUACAGGAAAUGGGCUUUUGCAAGUUGAUAGGGCUUUUGAAUAUGCACAGCAGGCUAAGAAGUUGCCACUUGUUUCUUACAGAAUCUCAAUCAAUCAAGUGGGAAAGUCAAUUCCAAAACUAAGAGGAAUAUACCUUCGUGGGAGUAAUGCGUGUCACCAAUCAAGUGAGUGGACUGUUCAACUUGACCCUAAAUUUCAUGAGGAUGCCAGUAACUUGGAGCAAUUGGUUCCUUUUGAGGAGUGCCUGCAGCUGCAUUCAACUGAUACAUCUGUUGUUCAAAUUCCUGAAUAUAUAUUGGUGACAAACAAUGGGCGCAGUUUCAACAUUGUUGUCAAUCCUGCUAAUAUCAGCAGUGGCCUUCACUAUUAUGAAGUUUAUGGCAUAGAUUACAAAGCACCGUGGCGUGGACCCAUUUUCCGCGUGCCAAUUACUGUAAUAAAGCCUAUUACUCUACUGGGAGAGCCACCAUCAUUGUCAAUUUCAAACCUUUCGUUUAGAUCUGGUCAUAUUGAAAGGAGAUUUGUAGAUGUGCCUUUUGGAGCUUCAUGGGCAGAAGUUACCAUGCGUACGUCAGCUUUUGAUACUCCAAGAAGGUUCUUUUUGGAUACUGUUCAGAUUUGUCCACUGAAGCGACCUAUCAAAUGGGAGGCUGUUGUUACUUUCUCUUCACCUUCUUCGAAGAAUUUUAGUUUUCCUGUAGAAGGUGGUUUAACUUUGGAACUGUCCAUAGCACAGUUCUGGUCUAGCGGAAUUGCUAGCCAUGAACCUACUUGUGUUGAUUUUGAGAUUGUGUUCCAUGGAAUAUGCAUUGAUCAGAAAGUAAUUGCCCUUGAUGGCAGCGAGUCACCCUUGCGUAUCGUUGCUAGAUCACUUCUAGCAUCCGAGAAGCUUGCUCCUGUUGCCACCCUGAACAAGAUCAAGACGCCUUAUCGACCUGUGGAGUGUAAUCUUUCUUCACUUCCCACUGACCGUGAUAGAUUACCCUCUGGCAAGCAAAUUAUUGCACUGACCUUAACUUACAAGUUCAAACUAGAGGACAGUGCUGAAGUAAAGCCCCAUGUGCCGCUACUUAACAACAGAAUAUAUGACAACAAGUUUGAGUCUCAGUUUUAUAGAAUAUCAGAUUCAAACAAGCGUGUUUACUCUUCUGGCGAUGUCUACCCUAGUUAUGUCAAACUUUCAAAAGGCGAAUACACACUGCAACUGUACAUAAGGCAUGAGAAUGUGCAAUUCUUGGAGAAACUCAAGCAAUUGGUUCUGUUUAUUGAAAGGAAACUAGAUAAAAAGGAUUUCAUUCCAUUGAGUUUUUACUCUGAACCUGACGGCCCUAUAGUUGGAAGUGGCACCUUCAAAUCCACAAUUUUAGUUCCAGGAGAACCUGAAGCAUUCUAUGUGGGUCCUCCAUCUAGAGAACAACUCCUAAAGAAUGCUCCACCUGGGGCUGUUUUGGUCGGGUCCAUAACCUAUGGUACUGUAAGCACAUUUAACAAGACAGAUGGACAAAAACAGCAUGAUCCAGUAUCUUAUCAUAUCUCGUAUAUCAUUCCACCCUCAAAGGUUAAUGAUGAUAAAGAAAAGUCGGUUUCAGUUGGAACAAAGACAAUAUCUGACCAGUUAGUUGAGGAGGUCCGGGACACCAAGAUAAAGUUUCUUUCCAGCCUUAAGCAAGAAACUGAGGAGGACAAGUCUGCCUGGUCUGAACUUGUUGCAUCUCUGAAGUCAGAAUAUCCAAAAUAUACACCUUUGCUUGCUAAGAUUUUGGAAUGCAUACUCCAGAAAGCAACCUAUGAUGAUAAGAUUGGCUAUGAAAAAGCGGUUAUUGCUGCAGCUGAUGAGGUCGUGGACAGUAUUGAUAAAGAGGAACUGGCAAAGUAUUUAUCUCUAAAUUCAGAUCCUGAAGACGAAGAAGCACAGAAAUUUAAGAAAAAAAUGGAAGAAAGACGGGAUCAGUUGGCUGAUGCAUUAUACCAAAAGGGUCUUGCAUUGGCAGAGAUUGAAUCACUAAAGUCCGAUGAAUCAAUUGAGGCAUCUGCUAAAGAUAUUUUUGAGGAGAAUUACAAAGAAUUGAUUAAAUGGAUUGAUGCCAAAUCUGCUAAAUAUGGCACUCUGAGUGUCUUGCGUGAAAGACGCUGUGGAAGACCCGGUACAGCAUUGAAGGUUCUAAACGACUUGAUUCAAAAUGAAUCUGAACCAAAGAAAAAGCUCUAUGACUUGAAGAUCCAGUUGAUUGAGGAAAUUGGAUGGAGCCAUGUUUCAACCUAUGAGAAGCAAUGGAUGCAAGUCCGCUUUCCCCCAACUCUGCCUCCAUUCUGAUUGUCAACCCAUAUCUUUACUACCAUUCUCUAGCACCAGAGGGCUCGGUAGUUGCCAUUGUUACGUCAGUUCAUUGUUUCGAUGGUCAUUUGCUUGGCAUUAUUCUUUUAAAUAUUUGACGGCAACUGCAGCGAACCCAUUUUUCUCAUAAAUAUUAAUAUAAAAAAGGCAUCUAGGCAAGCUA